Molecule: messenger RNA, 661 nt
Organism: Pundamilia nyererei
Lineage: Eukaryota; Metazoa; Chordata; Actinopteri; Cichliformes; Cichlidae
Product: zinc finger protein 345-like
Exons: 1
Biological process (GO): regulation of transcription by RNA polymerase II
Cellular component (GO): nucleus
Molecular function (GO): RNA polymerase II transcription regulatory region sequence-specific DNA binding; DNA-binding transcription factor activity, RNA polymerase II-specific
Source: RefSeq, a predicted model, not a curated record
AUGACAAGACAUUAUAGAAUCCACACAGGCGAGAAACCGUAUUCAUGCACUAUUUGUGGCAAAGGUUUCGUAUGUACUGGCUCUUUAGCAAAGCACAGAAGAGCUCACACAGGUGAGAAGCCUUAUUCUUGUAUAACAUGUGGGAAAAAGUUUGCUUAUAACAGUGAUUUACUGAGACACCUGAAGACGCACACUGGUCAGAAACCAUAUCAUUGUAAAAGAUGUGGGAAAAUGUUUCUAUAUAAAAGUGAUUUACUGAAACACAUGCGGACUCACACAGGUGAGAAACCAUAUGGAUGUAAAACAUGUGGGAAAAUGUUUGCUUAUAAUGGUGAUUUACUGAAGCACACAAGAGCUCAUACAGGUGAAAAGCCAUAUCAUUGUAAAACAUGUGGGAAAAUGUUCGGAUACAGUAGUUCUCUGUUAAAACACAUGGGAAUUCACACAGGUGUGAAACCACAUCAUUGUAAAACAUGUGGGAAAAUGUUUGCUUCUAAUAGUGAUUUAGUGAAACACACGAGGAUGCACACUGGUGAGAGACCAUAUCAUUGUAAAACUUGUGGGAAAGUAUUUGGAUAUAGUAGUUCCUUAUUGAAACACAUGAGAAUGCAUACAGGUGUCAAACCAUAUCAUUGUAAAACAUGUGGGAAAUCGUUCACCU